Molecule: messenger RNA, 3702 nt
Organism: Topomyia yanbarensis
Lineage: Eukaryota; Metazoa; Arthropoda; Insecta; Diptera; Culicidae
Exons: 1
Coding region: 1-3702 (1233 amino acids)
Source: RefSeq, a predicted model, not a curated record
AUGCUAUAUGGUCGACCAGAGAUCAUUGUCUAUUCGCUGAUGCAGAAGAUCAAUCAAUUACCAUCCCCGAGAGCGGAUAAGUUAAACUCGAUAGUCGAGUUCGCCCUAGCGGUGCGCAAUAUGGUGGCUACAGUGCAGGCUUGCAACUUAGAAGAACAUCUUUACAAUAUAUCGCUCCAACAAAGUCUUGUAGAUCGGCUUCCACCGAUGAUCAAGCUCACUUGGGCAACACAUCGCCAAAAUCUGCAACGAGUUACACUUACCGAGUUCAGCGACUGGUUGUAUGCUCUCGCUGAAGCAGCCAGCAUCGUGACGAUACCAUCGGUUACGAGUGCCACUGAUUACAAUUCUCGACGUGGAAGAAAGGAUGACGGAUUCAUUAAUGCUCAUUCCGUUACCGCACCCAGAUCAUGUGAGUCCGUUAGCGCUGAAUGCACCAUCUGUCAAGGAAAUUGUGUUUCAGUUGACAAUUGUAAAGAGUUUCUGAGCCUAGACCAUUCCUCUCGAUGGGCUCUUCUGCGGAAUCAAAAGUUGUGUCGUUGUUGCCUACGAUUUCACAGAGGAUUAUGUAAAUUCAGCAAAUCAUGUGGGAUAAAUGACUGCCCCUACAAGCAUCACCGUCUGCUUCAUAACGACGCCAAAGACAAACUCAGUGGUAGCCAGCUAGCUCAAACCCAAGCGAUCACACACGACCCCAGCAAUAUUAGUUCCAAUGACUUCGCUUGUAACACUCACAGCGGGAACAGAAAAUCCGUGCUAUUCAAAUACAUUCCCGUGACACUGCAUAAUCAGGGAUUGUCUGUAAGCACUCAUGCCUUUGUAGAUAACGGAUCUUCACUGACCUUGUUAGAGGAAACCUUAGCGGCUGAGUUGAAGCUUCAAGGAGAAAAGCAUCCCCUAUGCUUGCGUUGGACUUCCGAUACUUGCCGCUAUGAAGAUUCAGCAACCAAAAUAACUGUGGACAUAUCAGGCUCGCAUAACCCAGAUAGCAGAUACCGCCUAUCCGACAUCUAUACAGUGAAGGAGCUAAAACUGCCAGCUCAGUCACUGUCGGUUGAGAAGCUCUCCGAGCACCAUACUUACCUGAAGGGAAUACCAGUGGAUUCAUACAUCGACGUUCAACCUCGAAUUCUUAUUGGUAUAAACAACAUUCGUGUAGUACAUCCGCUAGACAGUCGUGAGGGGAACGAACAUGAACCGAUAGCUACAAAAACGCGCCUUGGAUGGAUGAUUUACGGUACCAGUUUAAAACACAACACUGCAUCCGGGUAUCCAAGUAGCUAUCAUGUAUGUUCUCACUCCUACGGCGAAAAUCUCUCGAAGGACGAUGAUCUUAACACUGCGGUGAAAAAUUACUUUACUCUCGAAAGUUUGGUAGUCGCAAAGCCGGAAAGAACACUACUUUCUACGGCAGACGAACGAGCUUUGAAGAGUCUGCGUUCUACUACAAGUUUUAAUAACGGUCGCUACCAAACUGGCCUCCUAUGGAAGUAUGAUGACGUUCGAUUUCCAGACAGCAGAUCAAUGGAAGUGCGGCGACAUAAUUGCUUGAUGAAAAGAAUGCAACGCGAACCUGAAUUGGCAAGCACACUACGAACGAAGAUGGCUGAUUAUUUAAAGAAAGGAUACAUUCGCAAGCUUACACCCGAUGAAUACAUGAUGCCCAAGGACCAUGUAUGGUACCUACCAAUAUUCCCGGUGUUCAACCUAAAUAAACCGGGAAAGGUGCGCAUCGUGUGGGAUGCUGCGGCAACUAUAGGUGGCGUUUCAUUAAACUCAGUUCUUGUAAAGGGACCCGACAUGCUGACAUCCCUACCGUCAGUACUGCAUAAAUUUCGAGAACGGCGAGUGGCCAUAUGUGGUGAUAUCCGCGAAAUGUACCACCAAGUGGUGAUAAACGACUCCGAUCAACACUGCCAAAGAUUCAUAUGGUGCGACGAUGCGGAGACAGAAAAACCCAGUGAUUACGUCAUGAGAGUAAUGACAUUCGGGGCUACAUGCUCUCCCAGCAGUGCUCAAUUCAUCAUGAACGAGAACGCGUCGCGUUUUGAACAGCAACAUCCAAUAGCAGUGGAUGUUAUCAGACGACGACACUAUGUUGAUGACAUGUUGGCGAGUUUUGAUACCGAGGAAGAGGCAAUUGACGUAGCAACAAACGUUCGCUUUAUCCAUCAGCAAGGUGGGUUUGAGAUGCGAAAUUGGAUGUCGAACUCAUUAUCAGUCCUGAAAGCAGUGGAUGGUGGACCAAAUCCUGAGAAGAACCUGGAUAUUAAUCCCGACAUUUGCUUCGAGAAAGUUCUAAGGAUGUGGUGGGGUACUACUAACGAUGUGUUUCGAUAUAAACUACCUACAGACCGUAACCGGGAACUGCUAUUUGGAGAGAAGCGACCAACAAAGCGCGAAGUCCUAAGAACUUUGAUGUGCAUCUACGAUCCUCUUGGUCUUAUAGCGAAUUAUACGAUGUUCUUGAAGACACUGCUUCAAGAAAUUUGGAGAGCCGGUAAAGGUUGGGACGAACUGAUUGGAGACAGGGAACUGGAAAAGUGGAAUAUGUGGUUGCGCGUUCUACCUCAAGUCAAGUCGGUACGAGUUCCUAGAUGUUAUCAUCCAUUCAACACCAACUGUAACCGACGAAAUAUCGAGCUACAUACCUUUGUAGACGCUAGCGAAACUGGGUUCGCUGCUGUAUCGUAUUUCCGGUUCGAGGAGGAUGAUCAGAUACACUGCGCUCUUGUGGGAGCCAAAACUCGAGUAGCGCCACUAAAAUUUGUUUCAAUCCCUCGUCUCGAGCUUCAAGCGGCAGUUAUCGGAGCACGACUGGCCCUGAAUAUUCAACAAAAUCACACCUUUCAAAUUUCUCGUCGAUUUUUCUGGACCGAUGCACGUGAUGUCAUGUGCUGGCUUAACUCCGAUCAUCGGCGAUACUCGCAAUUCGUUGCCUUCCGCGUUCGGGAAAUAUUAGAAUCCACUGACAUUUCAGAGUGGAGAGGGUUAUCUGGAAAGCUAAACGUAGCUGAUGAAGCCACGAAAUGGCAGCGAUUGCCGGAUCUGACGAACAACAGUCGGUGGUUUAACGCACCAUCUUUUCUUUGGAGUGCACACAACGGAUGGCCGGUGUCAUCAUUCAAUGUCGAGAAAACAACUGAAGAGAUUCGACUAAACCUUUUACACCAUUCCGAAAGUCCGAUUACCGACAUCUUGCAGCCAGAAAACUUUUCGAGCUGGAAACAUCUGGUGCGGCUAACAGCUUAUGUACGGCGAUUCCCGACAAACGCAAGGCGCAAACAAGCAGGAGGAAUUCCCGUUACAGGUCCUCUUACGCGGGAUGAAAUGGCACAAGCACAAAGGUUCCAUGUGAAGCGAGCUCAAGAAAUGUCUUACGGUGCUGAGAUUAAGAUUCUGAUGGUGACGAUCGGUGCUACAGUUAAAAAGAGCUUACCCAAACAAAGUGGGCUCUUCAAAGUUUGUCCGUUCAUGGAUAACGAUGGUGUUAUGCGCAUUCACAGUCGUAUUGAUGAAAGCGAUUUCGCUGGGAAAUAUACGAACUAUCCCAUUGUUCUACCACGUGACCACCCUGUCACGAAACUAAUCCUCCAAGAAAUUCACCAACGUUAUCAUCAUCAAUGUCAAAAAACAUUCAUCAAUGAAGUUAGCAGGAAGUACUACAUUCCUCGCGUGCACGUUGUAUGCUGGAGAAUUUGA